Lutzomyia longipalpis is the source of this 2185-nucleotide messenger RNA. Its product is annotated as synaptic vesicle glycoprotein 2C-like. Bases 100 to 1911 code for a protein of 603 amino acids. The record is from RefSeq and is a predicted model, not a curated record. Gene Ontology annotation, cellular component: membrane. Gene Ontology annotation, molecular function: transmembrane transporter activity. Gene Ontology annotation, biological process: transmembrane transport. NCBI's taxonomy places the organism in Eukaryota, Metazoa, Arthropoda, Insecta, Diptera, Psychodidae. The transcript has 5 exons.
AUGAAGAAAUUGUCGUCAGUCGUGUAAUAUCCAGUGGUUCGCAAUGAUAAUCAAUUGAAGGAGUGAUUCUGUGAAAAAGAUUACAAUAUAGAACGUGCAAUGGGCAAUAGCGCGUGUGAAAACGAGGGACAAGAUCAGGAUUAUGGUGUCAGUGAAAGGCGUGAAAGGGUUAAUAGGGUGCAACAGGAUGAAGUGCCAGUGCUACAACCAGUGUCUAGAUCUGCCCUUAGACUAGGUGCAGGAUCUGAUCCAAAGCCCUCAAGUGAAUCAGGACCUGGAACGACUGAACCUGACAAUGGGUCACGCAUUGACACUGAGUCAGCUCGUGGGAGGACAGAUCGUCCAAUUGGGUUCGAGGAUGCUCUCACGAAGACCACAUUUGGGAAAUUUAAUUGUUUUCUGAUCUUUGUGUGCGGUAUGAAUUUGGCUGCUGUUCUGCUUGAAACUUUAGGAAUUAGUUUUGUGAAUCCUGUGGCUCAGUGUGAUCUCGAAUUGACAAAUAGCGAUAAAGGUGUUCUCAGUGCAAUUGCCUUUGUCGGCAUGAUUAUUAGUUCACACCUUUGGGGCUUUUUGGCUGAUACUAUGGGCCGAAAAGCUGUGAUAAUGCCAUCACUGUUUGCCACAUUCAUCUCCACCGUGAUUUCCAGCUUGACCAAUAAUUUUUGGGUAUUUGCUGUAAUGCGAUUCCUGUCUGGAUUUUUUAUUUCUGGAUCUUCAGCGACUGUUUAUGCAUAUUUGGGUGAAUUUCAUAAUAUGAAAACCCGAUCACGUGCUAUAAUGGCAGCAUCGACUAUAUUUGGAUUGGGUGGAAUGCUUAUGCCGGCUGUUGCGUGGUUGGUAAUGAAUAAUACUUGGGCCUUUGAUAUUCCCUUUUUGGGCAUUACCUACAAACCCUGGCGCCUCUUUCUCGUUGUCUGCGGCCUGCCGGAUCUCUUUUGUGCUCUAUCCCUUUUAAUUCUCCCGGAGAGCCCUAAAUUCGUUUUAUCCCAGGGACGUCAGACGGACACGAUAAAAAUCCUCCAGCGAAUUUAUGGGAUCAACACGGGACAGGAUAGGGAGACACUAAAAAUUUGUGCCAUAAUUGAGGAAUAUGAAAGCCUUGCUAGUCGAAAGCACAACGAACAAAAUAUGAAAGGGAAUUUCCGUGUCCUAAAGUCUAUGUACAAUCAAACAGCACCACUUUUUAUGGGGGAACACCUGAGGAAAACAAUAAUUGCGUGUACCCUGCAGUUUGGGAUUUUUGUUAGCUCCAAUGGGAUGUACAUGUUUUUUCCGGAUAUCCUCAACAGAGUUGCAACGCACAUGGAACAAUUAGGUGGAAACUACACAGCUACUAUCUGUGAUGCAGUAAUAAAUACAAAAGUAGACAUUAGGGAAAUUCUUACAGCGAGUGAUAAUGCGACUUGCGACGUUAAACUGGAUAUUUCUGCUUUUGAGCACUCCCUUGUCUUGGAAGUUCUCUAUGCUGUUGGUUUUGUCGUAAUUGGAAUUACCAUUAAUGCCGUGGGAAAGCUCGCAAUUCUUGUCUUCGUGCUGAUGGGCUGUGGAAUUUGUGGGAUUGCCAUAGUUUUCACAACCAUCCCCCUCCUUUCGAUCUACCUCUAUGUGAUCCUACUUAUGUGUGGUCUCGCCGUGACUGUAGUUAAUGCUGCAACGGUGGAUUUGUUCCCAACACACCUCAGGGCAAUGUCUGUUUGCAUUUCCCUGAUGAUGGGACGAUUGGGAAGUGUUUUUGGGUCUAAUCUCGUAGCAGCUAUGCUGGAAUUCAAUUGUGAAGCUACUUUUCUCAUUUCCGGAAUAUCACUUAUUCUUUGUGGCGUGCUAUCUUUCUCCAUUCCUAAUGUGCAAGUAAGACCUGAUAGGCGGGUACGGGAGGAACGACUUAGUAUAUCAUCCUAUGGACGACAGUAGAUCAAAAAUUUUCCAUGCUAUAUAUCACUUUUUUUGUGCAUACAUAGCGACUACAUAUUUCGCAUUUAUUGCGUUUCUAAAACUUGGCUCGUACUGUGCCAAAAGGGGGAAUCUUCUCGACUUUUGACGGCAAAUCAAUCUAUUGGGGUCAAUUGAUUGAAAUGAGAACUUGUUGUGAACGCAGAGAAAUUUACUUUUUGCCUCUUGUUAAAAAUAGUUUUACUAUUAUUCAUUGUAAAUUAUAUCAAAGAAAAUAAAUAAUGAGAAAAAAGUA